CUACAGUUCAUCUCGUACUCCACCAACUCAGUAAUCAUGUCAAAAGUUCUGAUAUUCUUGGCUUUCUUCUGCUUGUGCCUGAUGCAAAUCCAAGCUCAGCCAAACGAGAACAGAAGGAUCUGCGAGAAGCUGAACCGUGACUGUGUUGCGUGUCAGCGUAGAAGAGGACCCGACGACGAUGUGACUAACAUCUUCAAUGCCAACUGUCGCAGAAGCGAUCGCCGCUGGAAGAAUAUUACACGCUGCGAGCUGGACCGUGCCACCUGUGAACUAACUCUGGGUUCCUGCAGAGCUGUGACCUGCGCCAAUGUGCGUCGCAUAAUAAACUAACGGAUGGAAAUAGAGAGAGGAAGUGUAAAUGACUAAAUUGAGAAAUGUAUUGCAUUGAAAAAGUUAAGAAAAUAUAAUAACAUUUUAUUUCAUCCAA
Messenger RNA from Drosophila mojavensis, 427 nucleotides. RefSeq lists its product as uncharacterized. Bases 37 to 330 code for a protein of 97 amino acids. Lineage: Eukaryota; Metazoa; Arthropoda; Insecta; Diptera; Drosophilidae. The transcript has 3 exons. The record is from RefSeq and is a predicted model, not a curated record.